Messenger RNA from Budorcas taxicolor (takin), 1254 nucleotides. RefSeq lists its product as uncharacterized. The coding region runs from base 1 to 1254 and encodes 417 amino acids. Gene Ontology annotation, molecular function: protein phosphatase inhibitor activity. NCBI's taxonomy places the organism in Eukaryota, Metazoa, Chordata, Mammalia, Artiodactyla, Bovidae. The record is from RefSeq and is a predicted model, not a curated record. The transcript is spliced from 6 exons. Gene Ontology annotation, biological process: regulation of signal transduction.
AUGGAGAAGCAGGAAAGUGUGGGGGCUGCUGGCGGCCUCAAUGGAGAAUCCCCUGGUGGGGCUAUCAGGGGGGUGCCAGGAGGCAUCGGAGGAGUCGAGUCAGGCGCCGGGUUGCUCUCCGGAGUAACCAUGUUUCACGGUUCUGGGCCCCCCACGCACAAUGGGGGAACUAUAAUUCGCAGUCCUGAUUCUAGCCAGCCCUCCGGAGGGACAGCAGUCCUCGGUUCCGGGCUCAACCAGCAUCCUGGGGAAGUCGCGGGCCACAGCUUUGGGUCCCGUACAAAACCUGACGGGUUUAAUCCCCCCUUCCCUGGAACCAGUGUAUCCGGGACGUUCAACCCGGGGUCCGGGGCGUCUGGGUUGUACAACUCGGCAAACGUUACGAUAUCCGAGUCAACUUGCAUGCGCCAAGACAGACCCUGUGAGGACCGGCCCCGGAGCAUCCUAAAAAACAGCAGCUCCAUCACGGUGCACAAAUCCCCCGGGGCGGAGAGGAGAAAGUCUCAGCACUGGGAUGAAAUGAAUAUCCUGGCGACCUACCACCCUGCUGACAAGAACUAUGGCUUUAUGAAGGUGGAUGAGCCCAGCACUCCCUUCCACAGGCUGCAAGACAGCGAUGAAGACCUGCUUGCCGGUACCUCUCACACAAUGACUCCUGAGAAGUUAGCAGAGAGGUUUGCAGCAAUGGACAAUUUCUGCCCCAAGGUCCUGUACAGUGAUAACAGAAGCUCGGGGUCUUCAGACAGCUUUUCCAAGACACAAUCCGAUGAUUUUGAAAAGCGCCGCAAGGCACACUACAAUGAAGGGAAGUUCCUGAAACCUCAGAAAAACCCUCCCUUGGAUAACAGCAAGAACAGCAGUGUGGGUGGUGUGAGUAUGAGCAGUGGCAGUCGAAGUACGAUGCUGGACUCAGAGCCCAGGCCUGUGGAAAGAGGUGGGGCAGGAAGAAUGACUGGAGGAGUCAAGGGCCAGAUUGGCCUAGUGGCCAGAAACCACAUCCUAGAAGCCAAAGGUGCCCUUAUGACUCAGAUUGAUUUGGGUGAUUCCUCAGCUUCCCCUGCCUUCAGAAAUCUGUCCCCAACUUCAUCCACCACUGUGGUGUUGGAGAAGGAAAUUGAUCUGCAGCGCAAGGAGUAUUACAGCAAAGGAAGAUACCUGAGGUGCUGGCCCCACCCUGAGCUUGAGGAGGACACAGAAGAUGAGCAGCAGAGCAGUGAGAGUUCAGCCGGGUCAGCCCAGGAGCGGGAGGGCUAA